ACUACUACUACUACUACUACUACUACUACUACUACUACUACUACUACUACUACUACUACUACUACUACUACUACUACUACUACUACUACUACUACUACUACUACUACUACUACUAUGAGGGCAGACUUCAAUAGCCUGGUGGACGCAGAUGAAGUGACCUUUAAAGUGACAUCCGACCUUAAUGACCUUCUGGGGGGGGAGGCUCGGCACCUGGGGCGGGUGGUGGCGCUGGUGGAGAAGCUCAUCACCCAGAGACAACACCUUCAGCAGCGGCUGCAGUUCGCGACCACAGAGGCUCCUGAUAAAAUAACAAGAGCCAUUAACAGUGCAGAGAGAGCCCUGGGAGAGGGGGAGAGGCUGCUGGGAGAGUGCCAAGCUGUACAGGAGAAGGUUGACUCUCACAGCAACAAGUAUGGAGGUCUUCUGGGAGAGGUUGGACCUGGAGUGAGAGUGGUGGGAGAGCUUGGGAGAGUGGAGAGGUACCAGCUGUUCCUGGAUAUGGUGGAGGAGUGGAGCCAAGACAUCAGUGCCGCCCUACGCAUAGGAGCAGAGGGCCAGGCACUUGUAGGGCACUCAAAACUUGUAGCGAGCGCCAGAAAUAUCGUCAGCUCGGAGUGUUUACAUCUUCAACAAUUUCUACUAUCAACGCUUCUUCACUGGAAUAAAGCGCUUGUACAGAGGUUUACUGGGGAGUUUGAGGCCAUUUUGAAGUCCCUUAAAUGGCCCUUGGUGGGGGGCACAGGGGGGACUGGAGGGGGGCAGCUCCCCGCCUCCCCCGACACCCUCCAGCGCCUGUGCACCCUCACCCAGUACCUCCUCCAGCUGGCACUCCCUGGCAGCCCCCCCCAGCCCCUCCCACCCCUUCUGGUGACCUUUGACCCCCUACUACUGCCUAUACAACUGCUGGUCAACCCCCUACAGGUCCGUUUUCUGUACCACUUCAGCGGAAACAGAAGUACUAACAAUAAGAACAACCCAGAAUGGUAUUUUAUUCAGCUGUUGAAGUGGAUAGUGGACCAUGAAAGCUUCCUGGUCCAUCGUAUCCAGCCCGUCCUGGACCGCUGUGGCCGGGGGGAGGUCCUGGCCAAGGUGGAGUUUAUGAGAGGUUUGGUGCGUUUGGCGGCCAUCAAAGUGACCUCUGACCUCGCACAGCUGCAGGAUGACGAUGACCUCUUCUGUGCCACCAUACAAGAGGUUCUGCACUUCCACCGUGAGCUGUGUGACGUGCAUGGCUACCCACACACUCAACCUGCCAUAUUGAGUGUGUUGACUGAGCCCAGAGUGUUCCCCCGCUGGCUGGCCCUGGAGAGAAAAUUCGCCCUGGAGCUAAUGGACGAGCUGGUGUCUUCCGAAGGGGCUUGGGAGGAGGAGGAAGAAGGAGGAGGAGGAGGAGGAGGAGGAGGAGGAGCAGGAGGAGGAGGAGGAGGAGGAGCCAGGUGUGGAGAGAAGGUGAUUCUAUUGCUACAGGGAAUUACAGACAGAUACAAGCAAUUACCACAGCCAGGACACAGAAUACAGUUCCUGGAAUUACAACUGGAUCUCCUGGACGACUUUAGAGUGCGUCUCCUGCAGGUGAUGAAGGGAGAGCGGCAGGACCCUCUCACCUCUCACUACCCAGCCAUCCUCAACACCACUCACCACCUCUCCUCCACUCUCUCUGACUGGGCUGACCUUCCAUUCUACAUAGAAAUGCAAUAUUACCAAGAGGCAUUUAGGAAAGCCAUUGCCGGGACCACCACCACCACCACCACCACCACCACCACCGCCACCACCCCCGCCAAGGACACCCCCAAGGAUGACUACCCCUCCCUCAUCUCACCUCCACCCCCCCCUCCUCCCUCCUCCUCCAUCCCUCCCACCCCAGAGCACCUGAAAUAUGAGGCGACCCCCCCCAGCAGGUCACAGCUAGCCGAGGUCACGGGGUCAGUGUUUGACCUGACCAUCUCUCUUUACAAGCACAUAGAGGUGGAAAUGGUCAAAACACUCUCCCAAUUUGUGUUUUCUGAAGUGAGAGCGAGAAGUUUGCCUUACCGGAGGGAUGGCUGGCACAAGGCUGGGAGAGUGGAUGGGAGAGGGAAGGUCAAGGUCAGUGAGAGUGUGGGAGAGGGAGUGUGUGAGAGUGAGGGAGAGUGUGUGAGAGUGAGUGAGAGUGAGGUGGAAAUGGUCAAAACGCUCUCCCAAUUUGUGUUUUCUGAAGUGAGAGCGAGAAGUUUGCCUUACCGGAGGGAUGGCUGGCACAAGGCUGGGAGAGUGGAUGGGAGAGGGAAGGUCAAGGUGGUGGAAUUGAGCCCCAGUGUGUGCCCCCUGGUGGAGGUGGUGGCCAGGCACCUCCACACCCUCCGGGACGCCCUCCACCCCCCCCUCUUCCACUCUCUCUGGGGGCAGGUGGCCUACACGCUGGACAAGUACAUUUACGAGGAAUUGGUCCUGGAGACAAGAUUUAGCGAGGCUGGAGCUUUGCAGUUUAAGUUCGACAUGGCCAAUGCUCUCUUUCCGAUCUUUGGCGCGUUCACACAGAGGCCAGAGAACUAUUUCAGGCUCGUGAAGGAGUCAACCAUCUUACUGACACUCCCUCGAGCUACAGUCCUGCUCUUACAAGAUACCCUGGGGGCCUCCGAUUCCCCCAUCCCCCCCCAGAGGGCCUUGGGAGAGCUGGGAGUGUCUCUACUCUCACCGACAGAUGCUGCUGCUGUUUUGAAUGCCAGAAUAUAUGAGUGAGAGUGCUGGGAGAGUGUGGGAGAGUGAGAGUUGGAAAUUUUGUGAGUUUUUGAUGUUUUUGUGUGUGUGAGAGUGAGAGGAGAGUGUGGGAGAGUUUGGAAAUUUUGUGAGUUUUUGAUGUUUUUG
Molecule: messenger RNA, 2844 nt
Organism: Portunus trituberculatus (swimming crab)
Lineage: Eukaryota; Metazoa; Arthropoda; Malacostraca; Decapoda; Portunidae
Gene: Rint1
Product: RAD50-interacting protein 1-like
Biological process (GO): retrograde vesicle-mediated transport, Golgi to endoplasmic reticulum; endoplasmic reticulum to Golgi vesicle-mediated transport; regulation of ER to Golgi vesicle-mediated transport
Cellular component (GO): Dsl1/NZR complex
Source: RefSeq, a predicted model, not a curated record